AUGGCUUUCGGCGGUGCUGCGCUGAAGCUCAUACAGACGCUUCUGUAUGCGAUCGAGUUCUGCUGUGCCGGCAUAAUUCUGGGCAUCUACAGCUACUUCCUCUCCGUCCUCGCCGAUCGCGACAUUCCCAUCCCCACCUGGACGAAGGCCGUCGAGGGCCUCUCGGGCGCCGCCGUUCUUUACACCAUCUUCGCGGUCCUGCUUACCUGCUUUUUGGGCGGAAAGACAUUCUUUGCCUUCCUUGGCAUUGCCCUCGACAUCGUGUUCUGCGGAGCUUUCAUUGCUAUCGCCAUUCUCACUCGCGAUGGCGCCUCCAGCUGCAACGGCAACGUGGACACUCCGCUCGGGAGUGGGCCCUCGGACUCGAAACAGGGCUUCGGCAGCGCUGGAGAGGGUGACCAGUAUACGUAUUCGGUGUCGUUGGGAUCUGCUUGCGAGAUGAACUCCGCCUGCUUUGCCGUCGCCAUCAUUGGAGCUCUCCUCUUCCUCGUCUCCGCCUUCGUCCAAGUCGCCCUCCGCCGCCACCACAAGAAGGAGAAGCGCUUCGGCCCUUCGCCAGCCAACGGCUAUACUGGCGGCUCGGGCGUCAAGUUCUGGCAGCGCCGCCGCCGGCACACCACCCGGGGCGGUCUCCGCGACCCCGAGAUGUCUGCUGGUGCCCCCGCCGCUGGUAUGCUUGCUCCUGGUGUUGGUCACGAUGUGCGCCCGUCGCACGAUACUGCCUAUACUGGCUCCACCGUCGCGCCCACCUCCGCGACCUACGAGAGUCCGCACAAGCCACUCCACGGUGGCUACCACACCGCACCAACCGGCAGCUACCAACCUGCCACAAACUACUAG
Trematosphaeria pertusa is the source of this 840-nucleotide messenger RNA. RefSeq lists its product as uncharacterized. NCBI's taxonomy places the organism in Eukaryota, Fungi, Ascomycota, Dothideomycetes, Pleosporales, Trematosphaeriaceae. The record is from RefSeq and is a predicted model, not a curated record. The coding region runs from base 1 to 840 and encodes 279 amino acids. The transcript has 2 exons.